Paramuricea clavata is the source of this 1518-nucleotide messenger RNA. Lineage: Eukaryota; Metazoa; Cnidaria; Anthozoa; Malacalcyonacea; Plexauridae. The record is from the annotation of a GenBank genome assembly.
AUGGAGUCGUGGACCAAAUUGAAACAGUUUCUACAAUAUACGCCACUUUUUAAUUAUAGAGCAAGUUCAGACGAGACGAAAGCAAAGCCAACUCAGGAACAUGUCAAGUAUAAACAUAUCUCGGAUAACGACGACGCUACGGAUUUGAGAGCUGAUCCUUUUAAAUUUAAGUCUCGCUCUAUCGAUGAGAUUCUAGACGAUAUAGGUUUGAGGUUAUUUCAUUUGAAAGUGAUCCUAAUAUUUGGCUUACUAUGCAUGAUAGAAGCUCUUGAACUUUCCACGUUAUCAAUCAUACUUCCAAGUAUAAAAUCACACUGGAAUAUCUCGUCGUUCCUAGCUGGAGUCUUAACAUUAUCAUUAUCAACAGGAGUGAUAGCGGGCUGUUGGUUUUGGGGCUGGAUAUGUGACAAAUACGGACGAAAACGUGGUUUUAUUGGCAGUGCCACUUUUAUAGUGGUUUUCGCAUUUGCAAGUGCGUUUUCACCAAACUAUUACUGGUUAUGGAUAAGCCUUUUCUUGGUCGGGUUUGGGUCAGCAAUUGCAGUUGAGACUUUUGUUAUGACUAUGGAAUUCUUCCCACCAAAAUAUCGAACUAUGUUUUCGGUAUUAAUCUCCGUAUUCUGGACUUUUGGUUUUCUACUUUCAGCAGUCGUAUCCAUUGAGCUUUCGGUAAUCGGCUUUCAUUGGGCUUUAGCUAUCGUGUGUUUUCCAACCGCACUUUUCCUUAUUGGCAUUGUAUUCCUCCCUGACACGCCACAUUACCACCUAGCUGCCGGAGACGAGCAGAAAGCUUUGAAUAUUUUACAAGAUUUUGCACCAGAAAUGGACUUGAGCAACACAAAACUUAACCGAGAUCACGAGUCAAAGGUCCGGGCAGAUUUCACACAGCUAUUUCGAUCAGGUUAUUGGAAAAUCACAAUAUGCCUUUUUAUCUUUAGUAUCACCAAUAUAAUGACGUUUUACGCAUUAGUGUAUACAGCAUCUAACAUGGCGGCCGCCAGCAGUGAAAAGUCCGAAAAUUGUACGUCUACGAUAGGUGGGCAAGAAAAUUACAAACAAGGUUGUUCGAAUGGUGAUUUGUAUUCCAUACUGGCUUGGAUGAAUUUGCCUGAGUUGGUGAUAAAAAUUACAGUUGCUGUAGGGUGUUGUAUUUUUACUGUGAAAAAUGUUAUACUAACCCUACUUGUCCUGCCAACAAUACUACAAAUUGUUGGCUUUUUUAUCCUAAACCAAAGGACUGCAUUACUUGUAGUCACAAUACUAUCUCGAAGUCUACUCUCAGGAUCGGUUACUAUGAUGUAUGUCUAUGCUUCGCUGCUCUACCCGACUGAAAACCGUAGCAUUGGCGUUGGAGCUUGCGCUUCUAUCGGUCACGUUGGUAUGGCCAUAGGACCGUUGAUAUUUGUGAUAGUCUUUGAGCAAGCGUAUUUCUACGGAAUUGUGUUUAUUAUUGGCAUGUUAUUGUUAGGAUUUAUAGCUAUUGCCCUGUUGCCUUCACGAAGUAGCGCCAUACUAUAA